AUGGCGGGUGCUGCUGGGGUGGGGCUAGCCAUGGCUGCUAGAUGGGGUUGCUGGAGGUCUGGCAUGGCGGCAGCGCGACGGGGCCAUGCCUCAGCACCGGCGCUGACCUCUGAAGCUUCGGAACACCUGGCUGUCUUUGUGACCACCCCGACCGCUGAGCUGGCCCAGCGCAUCGCCGGCGCCCUCGUCGAAGAGCGGCUCGCUGCCUGUGUCAACACCAUGCCAGGCGUGCAGUCCACCUAUCUGUGGAAGGGGCAGGUGGAAACGGAUCAGGAACACUUGAUGAUGAUCAAGACCACGCCGGCUGCCUUUGAGCGCCUGCGGGCGCGGGUUCUGGAUCUACACGACUAUGACGUUCCUGAGGUGAUUGCCCUGCCCAUUGUAGCAGGCAGCGAUGCCUACCUCGCCUGGCUACGGGGAGGUGCUUUCUGCUUGUUUGCUUUGUGUGUGUGUGUGUGUGUGUGUGUGUGUGUGUGUGUGUGUGUGUGUGUGUGUGUGUGUGUGUGUGUGUGUGUGUGUGUGUGUGUGUGUGUGUGUGUGUGUGUGUGUGUGUGUGUGUGUGUGUGUUCUUACGCCGACCCUCUGAUCGUCGCAUUGGACAAGAGCCUCACUGUAGCCGGGCCAGUGCUGGCGCGCCCGCUGCUGGUGGACGACGGCGGUUGCCAUCUGCGCCGCAAGCAGCAAAGCCACGCACCUGCGGCCACUUCCAGGACCGAGUCUCCAAAUGACUCAGUCUUUGCUAGCUCUCCCGUCACCCCGAGCACACCCGUCGUUCCUAGAGUAGGGCCGGCGUUUGCGCUGGAAGAUUCAACCGCCGAUGAUCAGCAAAACGUCAUCGUUUGUGUCCGUGUGCGUCCAGCCAAUCAGCGCGAGGAAGGGAUGCAGUCACAUGCCAUUGUUGCCAUGGAGGGCAAAUCUACCACCCUGACACAUCCGGACAAAGGCAAAGGCCAAACGUACGGUACACCCCGCAACUGCAACCGACAAAAGCCGCCGCCCUCUUUUUUCUUCAGCUUCUUCCUCUUCUUCUUCUUCUACUUCUGCUUCUUCUUCUACUUCUGCUUCUUCUUCUUUGUUGUUGGUGUGUUCCUAUUGAGCGUACACUCUCUCAUACAACCAACCAACACGGAUGGUCACGCUGCCUUUAGCUUUACCUUCGAUCAUUCCUUCUGGUCACAUAAUGCAAACGACGCCAAUUUUGCUGACCAGGCGCAUAUCUACCAACACAUUGGCAAGCCCUUACUCGAUCGCUCGCUUCAAGGAUACAAUGUCACCGCCUUUGCCUACGGGCAGACGGGCUCGGGCAAAUCAUACUCCAUGAUGGGACCCCCGGGUUCUCAGAUCAACGACUCUGAGCAUCGUGGUCUUAUUCCCCGCUUCUGCGAAGCCCUCUUUGAUUAUGCCCGACAAGUUGAGAGCCAGCAGGUUGUCGUCAAGGUCGAGAUUUCCUACUUUGAAAUCUACUCGGAGCGCAUCUAUGAUCUGCUCGCACCAACCGUCAAAUCCGGCCGCAUGCAGUCCUCACUCAUGCUGAACCGGCGUUGGCAGCAAUUACGCGUGCGUGAGCAUCCUGUUAUGGGUCCAUAUGUGGACAAGCUGACCAUGCAUGCAGCCCUCAACUUUGCGGACAUUGAGGCUUGGUUGUCUGUGGGCAGCAAACACCGUGCGACAGCUUCCACCAACAUGAACGCCACAUCCUCGCGCUCGCAUGCCGUCUUCACCAUGCUCGUUACACAGACUCAGCUGGAUGCAGACGACAUCGAACAUACCAAAGUGUCAAAGGUCAACCUUGUGGACCUGGCAGGUUCAGAGCGUGCAGAUGCUGCUGGCACUACUGGUCAGCGCCUGCGCGAAGGCUCAGCCAUCAACAAGAGCCUGCACACCCUGGGCAAAGUCAUUUCUCUCUUGGCCGAUAAGGCUACCAAGAAGAAGAGCAUCUUCAUCCCAUACCGUGACAGCGUGUUGACUUGGAUCCUUAAGGAGUCUUUGGGAGGCAACAGUCGCACAGCCAUGCUCGCCACCAUUAGUCCUGCACUCGUCAACUACGACGAAACCCUGAGCACACUCCGAUAUGCGCACCAAGCUCGACAAAUCAUCAACGAUGCCUCCAUCAACGAGGACCCCAACGCCAAGCUUGUGCGCGAACUCCGAGCCGAGAUUGAAAAAUUGCGUGCCCAGUUUGGAGAUGGCGCAAGCGUCAAUAGCUAUCAAGAAGUUACGCAUCUGCGCCAAAAGCUGGCUGAUACGCAGGCACUGAUGGCCACCAUGAACCGUUCUUGGGAAGAGAAGCUGCGCGAAGCUGAACGUAUGCGUCAGGAAAACGCUCGCUCCAUGGAAGCACAAGGCGUUGCCAAGGACGUGCGCAAGGUCGACAAUAGCCUGCCCAACCUUGUCAAUCUCAACGAGGACCCCCAGCUCUCGGAAAUGCUCAUUUAUAUGCUCAAACCAGUGGCUGGCAGUGAUCUCACCGACGCCAAGUGCUCAGGCUCAACCACCGUGGGGAGCUCGGAUACGGCGGACAUCGAGCUCACAGGUGCUCUUGUGCUCAAGCACCACUGCACCCUCACAUGCCUUCGGGAUUCGGACAAGAGUGAUUAUACGGUUCAAAUAACGGUUGAACCUGACGCUGUGGUUUAUAUAAACGGCCAUGAGCUGAGAGCUGGCCAGGUUCACGACCUGCACCACUCUGAUCGCCUCGUCCUGGCCAAUCGUCAUUUCUUCCGCCUCAACAUUCCGAGCACCAGCCGCUCGCGCGCGCAGAGCUCCGGUCAAGCCGCCAAGUCAUACGAAUUUGCGAAAGAAGAGCUUGAGUCGGUGCAAGCGGCUCAGCUCAAGCAAGAGUUGGAAGACGAGAAAAAGAAGAACGAGUCAGAGCGCAAAGAGCUCGAGUCGCGUUUGAAGGAGGCCGAAGCGCAGACACGAGAACAGCUAGAUCAACAGCGACAACAAUACGAAAAGCGUCUCAAAACCAUGGAGGAUCGAGAGUCAAGUGCUGAUGACAGGGAACAGCUGGUCAAACGCUUGAUGGCCGAUAAGCACGAGAUUGCGCGAGAGCUAGAGUUGCUCAAGGCAAUGCAUAAGACUGACCACCGCCAGUAUCAGCAAACGCGCAGCAAUAUCCAGGCCCUAGCGUCCUCGCCAAAUCUGCCCGAGUUCAGUGCCAACGUGGAUUCUCACCGCGUCGUGGCCUUGAGCAAGGACAUUCAGGAAGCCAACAAGAUUGCAAGCGACCUGAAACAGCAAACUCGCUUUGGUAUCAUCAAUCAAGGAGGGCAGCCCUUUGUCAAGGUCCUCAACACUCAGAUGAAGGUCGCCACAUUAUGGUCACCAGAAAAAUUUGAGGAUAUGAUGGACAAGAUGCGCGAAGCGUACGCCGACUAUGACGGCGAAGCUGAGGUGCCCGAAGAUGUGGCCUUGCUCUUUUUUGACCCCAACGAGAACUGGCAGGAGGACACGGGCUCGUCGCGACGCACGAGUCGCGCCUCCACCAGCGCCGCGGUCAACACGGGAUCUGCCGCCUCAGAUGAACGUGGUGCUAGCCCAGAUGAUCUUGACAGCCGGAGCAGCACUCCCAUUGAUGGCGCCUCGCGUGGUUUGCUGACCGAUGGUUCGCGCUUGCAAGCACGCCAUCGCAGCGAUGCUAAGGUGCUGGCAGACGCACAUGCGUCUGAGGCCUCGGUUGUUGCCCUAUGUGCUCAGUACAUUAAAAACUCGCGAGACUCUUUGCGCGUGCAAAAAAAGCACACUGUCUCCGAUGAAUUGGUAGCAUGUGUCUCUGCCCUCAAGGAUUCAGCCACUGUGCUGCGCGAUGGCCUCGACGAAUACUUGCGCACAGACAGCGACAAGCAGUUGCUGCGGCUUCGAGACUUGGGUGUCAUUCGCAACGCCAGCCUUUCCUCAGCCAUGGCUUUGGAAGUCAUCUCCACGGCCGUUCGCACCGCUCGUGAGACUUUGCUAAACCAUGAGAAGCUUCAAGCCCGCCUGCUCGAAUCUUGCGCCAAUCUCAGCUCACAUCUCAUGACUUUGCUGCAAGGUGUCGAAAUGGAAAUUCACUCCAUGGUGACAUCGUCCUAUCCCCGCGUCAUGCAUGACCUCAAGGAGUUGUCGAUGAUGGCCGGUGAAUUGGCCGUCAUCAUGGCUGAUGAGGAGACCGAGCAAGAGAAUGAUAGCUAUGUCGAAGGCGAGGAGCUGCGUGAAGAAGACGAUGAUACAGGUCGUCAAUCCAUGGCAACCCGCAUGGUGUCCCUGCCACCCACCCUUGAGCGGCGCAGCUCGUCCCAGUUCAUGGAAGCCAGCAUCAAGAAGGUCCUUGAACAUACCAUUGAUGAGGAUGUGCUCUUGAGUUUCCAGCGGGGCACGCACAUGCACAUGGCCGGUGUCAUGGAACUGUGCAAGCAGGACCUAUCAUCUCGAGCCAAGGACGUGACGGCGCUUGUUGAAAAACUUGUCCCUGAAUCAAAUGUGGACGAGGCCAUCUUGCAAGGUGCAGCCGAGGUGACCAAAGCUGCACAGUCCAUGCUCGUGACGGCAGCCAAGUGUCAAAGCUUCAUCUCGGACAUGGCGACCAGGGAGGGCCCAGCUGAGGCCAAACGCGCCUUUUACCGCAAGACCUAUCGACGAGACAAGGGCAUCGUUUUGCAGGCUCAGCAGGUGGCUGAGGCCAUUGCUUGGUUAUGCGAUGCCUGUAGCACGGCCGUUCAGGGGGAUGAGGACGUGGAAAAGGUGCAAUCGCACACCAACAACCUAAACGCCCUGAUUGCUCAACUGACGAGUGCGGCUGAUAGCCGGUUAGCGGGCUUGCCUGGCAUCGACGUCCAUUUGGAGACGCUGCGCACCCAAGCCACCUCCGUGAAAAAGUAUGCUGGUGCUCUUCAAAGACAGUGUAAACAGUUUGGGGCUACUGAUCAUGCGAGUCGCCAGCGCUCGGCCUCACUUUCAAGUCGAUCAUCACCAGGCACGCCGCGCCGCUUUAACAGUGGUCGCACCUCGGUCAAGAUGAAUUUCUCUUCUCCGCAAUCCUCGCCCAAGGCAGCCGUUCGACUCCAUACGCAACGUCUGGAUCAGAAAGCUCUCGUGUUCAGAUUGGAAAAUGAGCUGGAACAAGAACGGCGGCGCUUAGCCAGCAUGAACCAGGCGGACUAUGUCGAAGCCUCCACAACCCCCAUCUGAGUUUUAAUGUGCAAACGCUUGCAUGUGUGUGUGUCCAAUCAUGUGCUUCUACGUGCCUCCGUGUACCUUUUUCGUGUCUGGGUUUGUGUGUGUUUGUGUUUCUACAUGCGCGUGCUGCAUUGCACCUUUGUGCAUGGCUGUCCCUGCGAGCUGCCCUCGACGGAUGAAGCUCUUAUCUUAUUUGCAAAACAAGUGAGCACCCUCAAAGG
This is a messenger RNA of Monosiga brevicollis MX1, 5378 nucleotides long. RefSeq lists its product as uncharacterized. The transcript has 28 exons. The record is from RefSeq and is a predicted model, not a curated record. Lineage: Eukaryota; Choanoflagellata; Craspedida; Salpingoecidae. Gene Ontology annotation, molecular function: microtubule motor activity; microtubule binding; actin binding. Gene Ontology annotation, biological process: response to metal ion; microtubule-based movement. The coding region runs from base 1 to 5169 and encodes 1722 amino acids.